This is a messenger RNA of Larimichthys crocea (large yellow croaker), 4213 nucleotides long. It is a transcript of the gene aanat1, whose product is annotated as arylalkylamine N-acetyltransferase 1. The coding region runs from base 802 to 1410 and encodes 202 amino acids. NCBI's taxonomy places the organism in Eukaryota, Metazoa, Chordata, Actinopteri, Sciaenidae. The record is from RefSeq and is a predicted model, not a curated record. Gene Ontology annotation, cellular component: cytoplasm. The transcript is spliced from 3 exons. Gene Ontology annotation, molecular function: aralkylamine N-acetyltransferase activity. Gene Ontology annotation, biological process: response to light stimulus; circadian rhythm.
CUCUAAAGUUUGGUUGGAGAGGACAAGAGCUGUCUAUGAAACUAAAUGGCUACAUGAAAUUCUUAACAUAUCUUAUUUAACACAGGAGAGGUGACAAACGAACUCAUACACAUCCUGUAAUCCUCUUACAGAUCUGGAAAAAGCAUGGAAAGAUUCCGAACUCGACUUAAAGGGACGAUGGAAAGUCUCCCUCAGAGAAAUCACAUGAAGAGUUAGUGGUUAGAGGUAAGUCGAGUCUUUAAGAUGGCACGGUUAAGUGACAACAGCAGAGAGCUCUCAGUCUCCUCAGUGUGCCAGCACUGAUUGACAAUGACGGUUAAUGGCAAUACUUUUUUUAAAAUCAUCCAAUAUGUAAAUCCAAGUGAGUCACUUUAUUGAUAAAUGAAAUUACUCUUGAUAACAGGUCCCUAAUAUGUUUGUGUGAGAACUCCAACACAUGAUCAGUAAAGUCCAAAUCUGCUGCGCUUGUAAUGUGGGUAUGACAAGGAUAAUUCCAACACACAAAUAUCCCUCUUGACCCCGACUAAAUAUGUUUAUUGUUCAUUUUUCUCACGGGGAAAGGAGGGUCAUCCAGCUCGCCUCGGGAUUAAAAACCAACCACCCCUGCUCACCGAGGGUAUAAAUACUGACGCUGCGCCACUCUCUACUCAGUCUUUACGCACAUUCCUGUUACGCACGGAUGAGACUUUGAGACGAGGAGAUACUCGCGUUAAAAGAGAGAGUAGCAAAACCUCCAGAGAGUAAAAUCCCAGCACUGUUUGCUUCACUUUAAAAUCUUUUUGAGAAGAAAAUCAGAAGAUCAUGUCGGUGGUGAGCGCAGUGCCGUUUAUGAAGCCACUCCACAUGCGCUCUCCGGUGUCGCAGGGCCGCCGCCACACGCUGCCGGCCAGCGAGUUCCGCUCCCUCAGCCCGGAGGAUGCCAUCAGCGUGUUCGAGAUUGAGAGAGAAGCCUUCAUCUCAGUGUCCGGUGAGUGUCCCCUCCACCUGGAUGAGGUGCGUCACUUCCUCACCCUGUGCCCUGAGCUGUCUCUUGGCUGGUUCGAGGAGGGACGUCUGGUGGCUUUCAUCAUUGGCUCACUGUGGGACCAGGAGAGGCUUACCAUGGAUGCUCUCACUCUUCAUAAGCCUCAUGGGACCACCGUCCACAUCCAUGUCCUGGCUGUCCACCGGACUUUCCGCCAGCAGGGUAAAGGCUCCAUUCUGAUGUGGCGCUACUUGCAGUACCUCCGCUGCCUUCCCUAUGUCCGCCGUGCUGUGCUCAUGUGUGAAGACUUCCUGGUUCCCUUCUACCAGAAGUCAGGCUUCAAGGUGCAGGGCCCCAGCGAGAUCACAGUGGGGCCCCUCACAUUCAUUGAGAUGUUCUACCCAGUCAGGGGCCACGCCUUCAUGCGUCGUAACAGUGGCUGUUGAGGACAGAAGGCCUUUGAUGUUGAUUCUCCCCGACCAUAAGUGGUGGUGGGAUGCUCUUUUCUUGAAAACAGGAUGAGGUGACGCCAGAGCAGUUUGUUGUAUGCAAGUGACCAACUGAUUGUUUGUGAUCACCGCUGUGAGUGAGACUUGUAUAGCAGACAGUGAGGGGUGUGUUCAGUCUGCAGAGAGCCAAAAACAAAGCGCUGCCAUCCAGCUGCCAACAACAGCUGUUUGGAAAACAGAAACUACAAAUACAUUGAUCUGUAGUUUAGUAUGAGUAAUGCAUCAUCAACCAAAUCUUUAGAGCAACAUAAAAAAAGAAUGUAACACAUUUUCUUUUUUGUAUAAAGCCAUUUUAUUUGAAUUUUGAUACUGUUAUUGUUGUAUUCAAUAGAACAGAGAUGCCUUGUUUCUUUAUUUGCCCUCUUUUUUUUAAAACUAUUUGUUAUUUAACCAGUCUAACUUGGUUUGUGGCUCUGUAAAAAGCCAAUAAAACCAGCAUCUGCCCAUUAUUAUUGCAUGUUGUCCUGCAGCAUUAGAAGAUUACUGUUACACUUUGUAUACCUAUGAUGAUGGUACAACUAUAAAGUAACCUUCAAUGAUCAUGGAGUAAAAUACAAAGGGAGUGACUUAGACUGCACUUUAUUGAUCCCUUUGGGAUGACUCCCUCAAGGAAAUAAUCAAACAUCAGAUUAUAAGUCAAUGUAUUAACUUGAUGCUCGUCUGCUAUGAAUUGUGUAUUGAAUGUUUGUAUUCAUCAGUGACUGCUGGCAGUAUUGUAAAUAUUUUCUGAAAGUCUGUAAGGUGUGUACAGUAUGUGAUAUAGCCUUUCAUAGAAUACUGAAUAAUAUAUGUACACUUAAAAUUACCAUUACAGUAUUUUUAGAUAUCCUGAAAAUAUGUGCUUUGAAAAUCUCUCCUUGACCGUCUCCUCUCGCCUUUUCCCUAGUAGACAAUCACCACCUCUGCCUCCCAAAGUCUUGAAUCAAGACAAAUGUUUCUCUCUCUCUCUUUUUUUUUUUUUUUUUUUUACAAUGCUUUGUUCCUAAAAUAAAAAAAAAAAACUUUUAUUUUCUAGCAUGUCUGCUUCUGGAUCUUUUUAUUUACAAUCUAUUUGGAAAAACAUUUUAAUAGGUAAUCAUCAGUGGAUGCAGUUUAUUCUGUUGUCACUGCAAAUUGCAGAUUUGCAGAAACACUUUAAAGAGUUCAUGUUAUCCUUGUUAGCAGAUGUUUAUCCAUGAAAAUAUAAUUUACAGUUUUUCUCACUUUAAUGUAAACAUGUCUGAUUCAUCAUGAAAUGAAACUCCUUACUGACACACAAAACUUCAUUAUUACUAGAGUGGCAUUUAUUUUGACAACAGCUUUAACACACAUGGAUUUUUCACAUAUAAAACUGAAGCGAAACAGUACAUUGACCAUGAUUUGAAAAUCAUUUAAAAACUUUCCCUUUUUAUUCCAAUAAAUAGGAAAAGGGUGACAUUAUUUGGUCCCAAUGCAAACAUAGCUGCAUACAGUCAUGAUUAAAGAUGUAUGUUGUGGUUUAGAUCAAACACUCACAUGCUCACAUGUCAAAAGGCACAGUAAAGAAGUGUCCUAAACAAGUUGGAUGUCACUGUUUCACACUUUUCCCACAUGCUAUAGGACGGAAGAUGACCUUUACAAUCUAAGUACAGUGGUGUUAUAACUGUUUAAAAUAUCUGAAUUGUCCAACACAACCUAUUCAGCAUGUUCUUUAAAAACUCUCUCAACAACACCAGAUGAUCAGUGAGUCAGACUCACAGACAAACUUGCGUAAUCUCAUAACUCACUUAGUAACUCACAUAAUCCUCCACACAACAGCCAGCUUACCGUAGCUUUCCUAACAGCUGGGGUCAACACAUGCCAGAAUCACAAACAGCAGAUUCAAAACAAGAGCCGGGAACCUGUGAGAGAAAAGUUUCACUUCAGGUGUUAGGACUUGUGACUUUGUUUGGGACCCACUAGGAUGAUGACAAUCGACUGUCGACCACAACCCAAGUGAUCUUGUGUUAAGGUCCAGACAAAAAGAAAUGUGUAAAAACAAAACAAAACAAAAAUAGAAAGGGAACAAGACUUUGUCCAUGUUUAGUCUGAAUGCAUCUGUUUGAGGAAAACCCUGUCUGCAGCAACACUACUAUUUAAAACAGUUUAAAAUCACCUUUCUUGCAUUGUAUUUGUUUUGUAAAUGGUAUAAACAAAGUAUUUCAUGGUACAUUACAAAAACAUUAAGGCUCAGGUGAAACAUAAAUUACCUAUUGUGAUCCUAUGACUGUUUGCCUUCACAGAGUCAAAAAAAUACAGUACAAAACUUGCUUCGAUCCAACACAAACGCCUGUUUCAAUAAUUACUCCUUGAAUAAAUAUUAUUUUCUUGAUUAAAUCUACAAAAUGGUUUAGGCACCACUGUGUUAUUGACUAAUAUGAGACAUGAUAAGUAGAGCUUGACUGGCAGAGGCAUACAGAAAACUAAGUGACUGUGAAAAAAUAACAUGCAUAUGUAAGCAGUAUGUGAUGUUGCUUUGGUAGGUUAGAGUCAGAAAUAUGUUCAUCAGCAUUCAGUAAGUUGAUCACAAGCCUUAUGCAAAAGUAAAACGAGGCAUCUUUGUAAAAUGGCAUAGUAUGUUUAAGGCAACUAGUGGUUUUAGAUAAAUCUUGCCUUAAUUGACCACUGAUAUUUGACUUUAACUAUUCCAGCUGCACAGUUAAUACUUGCCUUUAGCAUAACAUUUCACUGCUCCAAAGAAUAUGAACAUACCAAGUACAUAUGUACAAAAGAGCAAAGAUAA